AGCUAAAAGCUCAGUAGUUUUAGGAACUUGCUUGUUCUGAUAGAUACAAAUAAUCACAUUGAGCGAGGAAGAAGAAAAACAUGACGCCACGUGUGAUCAUUCCACAGGUGCGCGCGACAUGAAAGGAAGCGACGGAUACUUCUGAUUAGUUCUUUCAUGUUCCAUGGGAUGGAGGAGAACACAUCGGGCCUAACACACGCUCAGUAAACACGCACGUCUUUGAGCAGAAUAUGGCGCAGAAACUGAGUGAUGAGGAACUGCGGCAUUUGUACUCGUGGGUCGACAAAAUACCGCUGUCUCGUCCAAAGAGACACAUCACGAGAGACUUCAGCGACGGAGUGAUGACCGCUGAGGUUGUGAAACAUUUCUUCCCAAAGCUCGUUGAUCUGCACAACUACGCUCCUGCAAACUCCAGACCACAGAAGCUCAGUAACUGGAGAGUCCUCAACAGGAAGGUGUUUUCCAAGCUGAACUUUAAUGUGCCUGAAGAAACUGUGAACAAGAUUAUCAUCUGCUCUCCAGGAGUGAUAGAGCCAGUACUGUUCGCCCUGAAUGAGAAGAUUGAAAUUAAACUGGAGCAGACCAAAAGCAAUGCACUGGAAUCGGAAUUCAGUGACCCCAGGAAGUUUGGGAAAAAUUACACAGAACUUCAUCAGAGUGGAGAUAUUCAUCUGAGGGGAGACGGGAUGAAAAAAGAAUUGAGCAGAUUCAGCAACAGUCACAUGCAGCACAUGUUGCAGUUUCAGACAGACAUGGACCCAAUCGUCCUAAUGAGUCUGCAGGAGAAAGAGCAAGCGGUCAUGGCUUUGCAGGAGACUGUGGAGGUCUUACAGCUCAAAGUGAACAAGUUAGAGCACCUGCUUCACCUCAAGGACAUGCGCAUCGAAGAGCUCACCCAGCACCUGGGGUCAUGCAGAGCCAGCGGUGAUCGGAACUGAUGCCCACACGGACAAUAUCAGGAAUCAUUUCAAAGAAAAAAUAGUAUUCACUUAAAAUAGUGAUUAAUAAGCCGUGAUUAACUAGAUUAAAUGAUCAAAAAAAUAGUUAGCUCAUGGUGUUUUAUGACAAUGUUUUUUUAUUCCUUAUUUCUUUGGUGUUUACAGCUGUUAAUGUUGCAUUACUGCUCAUUUAUUAUCUCCUAUCCUCAUCCCUCUCUCCCUGUUCUCCUUUAUUGUCCAAAUAUUUACAAACCAAAUGCAUGCGCGUCUUCUAGAAUACAGUGUGGUGUCAAACACAAUUCCAACCACAAAGACUGUGGUUUCUGUUUGUCGACUAUUAUUUCCUUUGCGAUUUGUGAAGUCCUGUUAGUGAUAAUAGUUUGUGAAUACACUU
Messenger RNA from Solea solea (common sole), 1332 nucleotides. It is a transcript of the gene spef1, whose product is annotated as sperm flagellar 1. The transcript is spliced from 7 exons. Bases 231 to 938 code for a protein of 235 amino acids. Lineage: Eukaryota; Metazoa; Chordata; Actinopteri; Pleuronectiformes; Soleidae. Gene Ontology annotation, molecular function: microtubule binding. Gene Ontology annotation, biological process: regulation of cytoskeleton organization. Gene Ontology annotation, cellular component: axoneme. The record is from RefSeq and is a predicted model, not a curated record.